This is a messenger RNA of Trichechus manatus latirostris (Florida manatee), 3004 nucleotides long. It is a transcript of the gene ABHD15, whose product is annotated as abhydrolase domain containing 15. Bases 65 to 1468 code for a protein of 467 amino acids. Lineage: Eukaryota; Metazoa; Chordata; Mammalia; Sirenia; Trichechidae. The record is from RefSeq and is a predicted model, not a curated record. Gene Ontology annotation, molecular function: monoacylglycerol lipase activity; short-chain carboxylesterase activity. The transcript has 2 exons.
GCUCUCCGAGGGGACGGCCCGCCACCAGCCGCCCGCCACCCGCCGGGGGCUCCCUUGCCUCACCAUGCUACCGUGGGGAGCCGCCCUCGCCCUGCUGCUGGCCGCGCUCGCGCUGCUUGGCCUGCUGGCCCCGUGGCUACGACGCUCAGGGAGGCGCACCGUCGGUGCAAGAACCCUACCCGAGGCCCGGGGUCAAGACGACGAGGAGGAGGCAGAAGGCGGAGAUCUCCUGGACCAGUUCAGCGACGGGCGGGAGCCGCUGCCCGGCGGGUGCCGUCUCAUCUGUAAGCCGUCGGCGCUGGCCCAGUGCCUGCUACGCGCUUUGCGACGCUCCGCAGCGCUGGAGACUGGCCCGCGCUCCUGGCUCUCCGGGCCCCACCUUCAGACCCUCUGCCACUUCGUCCUGCCCGUGGGACCGGGCCCUGAGCUGGCCCGGGAGUACCUGCAGUUGGCGGACGAGGGGCUGGUGGCCCUAGACUGGGUCGUAGGACCUUGCGCCCGAGGUCGCCGGGUCACCAACGCCGGAGGCCUUCCGGCGGUGCUGCUGGUCAUCCCCAAUGCGUGGGGGCGUCUCACCCGCAACGUGCUGCGCCUCUGCCUGCUCGCCCUGGAGCGCGGCUACUACCCAGUCAUCUUCCACCGCCGCGGCCACCACGGCUGCCCGCUGGUCAACCCCCGGCUACAGCCUUUUGGUGACCCCUCCGACCUCAAGGAGGCGGUCACUUAUAUCCGCUUCAGACACCCUGCGGCCCCGCUGUUCGCCGUGAGCGAGGGCUCGGGCUCGGCGCUGCUGCUCUCCUACCUGGGCGAGUGCGGCUCCUCCAGCUACGUGACCGGCGCCGCCUGCAUCUCGCCGGUGCUGCGCUGCCGCGAGUGGUUCGAGGCCGGCCUGCCCUGGGCCUACGAGCGGGGCUUUCUGCUCCAACAGAAGAUUGCCCUCAGCAGGUAUGCCACGGCCCUGGAGGACACAGUGGACACGGGCAAACUGUUCAGGAGCCGCUCCCUGCGUGAGCUUGAAGAGACCCUCUUCUGUCACACCAAGAGUUUCCCCAUCAGCUGGGACACCUACUGGGACCACAACGACCCCCUCCGGGAUGUGGACGAGGCGGCCGUGCCUGUGCUGUGUAUCUGCAGUGCUGAUGACCCCGUGUGCGGGCCCCCGGACCACACUCUGCCUACUGAGCUCUUUCACAGCAACCCCUACUUCUUCCUCCUGCUCAGUCGCCACGGAGGCCACUGUGGCUUCCUGCGCCGGGAGCCUUUGUCAGCCUGGAGCCACGAGGUCAUCUUGGAGUACUUCCGAGCCUUGACUGAGUUCUUCCGAGUGGAAGAGAGGAUGAAAGGGCUGAGUAGGCACCGAACUUCGUUCCUAGGACGCCGGCGUCGCUGGGGAAGCCUGCAGAAGCGGGAGGUCUCUCCCUCUUCCAAUCUGGAGAUCUUUAGCUGGAAGCGGUCAUUUACAGGGUGAGACCUGCAAGGAAGAACAGAGCCCGGAAAAGAUGGUGAGGACUGACGGGGGCAAACAGUGCCAUUUCUUUGCUCCUGAUUCAGCCCCUUCUCUCCUAGACCGGUCUGUGGAAAGAGAUAGCACUUCCAGCUAGCUGGAGCUCAAUUUACCCUGAACAGAACUUCUACCCACGGCUCACACAACACACUCCUACCCACCCUGGUUAGCUGCAGGGCAUUCCCAGUCACUGUCUCCUGUCACCAACCUCUUAAGCUAAAGAAUUGCAUUGUUUAAGUCCGUGGACUCAGGAGAAAAUGCUUUCUUACCAGCAAUGACUACGGAGGAGAUGAGUUGAUGCGUGUCAUUGGGUAGCUCUGUCCCACGUAAAUAAUCAGCUCUGUGACCCUGAUGCUCGAGCUGGAGCCACUCAAUGUAGUAAGGACAGGAUGUUUGUGUCUUAGUCCCACUUCCCUCGUUUCACUCUGUGGUUGUGGCGCUCUGUUCUGGCUUUCUGCAGCAGCAGCUAUGGAAGCAGGCUCUCGGAGUUGCUUGGCUGUUUUCGUCUUGUGUGAGAAACGCUGUGGUGCACGGGUGGGAGGCAGUAGAUGCUGUGUGGGGGCCAGGUUGGUGAAGGCCGACAAGGUAGAAUGUGAACGCCUGUCUCUGGAAUAUCAAGGUCCAAGCUUUCAGAGGCAAUUUGCAAGUCUCAGUUGGGAAUGGGGCCGAUCUGGGCUCCCUCCUAGGACCUCGAGCCUCACUGGAGAGAUCUCAAGGAUGAUGUUAGGAACAGGAAGUCCUCUCAAGCAAGGUCUAAGAGGCCUGCUAGAUCAUGGCUCAAGUAGUCAGACUCUUAGGCACCCUAGAUGUUCCCUCUGGUACCAUUUCAGGGGAUUACUCCAGGAAGCCCUAGCCAGGGCUGUUUUUCUCCUGAGUGAAAAUGGGCUUUUCUGUAAGUCAGUGAAAAGUACAAACCUCCUAACUUGGGUGUUUUCUGGUUAGCUGUCAUCUUUUCUGUCAAUACUGCUAGCCUCUUCCUUUCCAGAGCCAGGAGCAACAUCUGGGACCAGAGAAAACAAAAGCACCAAGAGGUUGACUAGAGCUGACUCAGUGAUUUAUGAAUAUUUCACAACACCAUGCUUUUUCUGCUCAAUUAUUCAAAAGGCCAUCCAUGAAAUGCAGGAAACCUUCUUCCUGGGUCUGGCCACUCAGUGGCUGAGUGGGUGUUUGGUUUGAUGGGGCGUAAUGCCAAAGACUAAACUAAGGCACGGUGUACAGAUUUAGCCACACAUCCUGGUUUGGAUUAGCCAUUAAACAAUACAAUAGGACAUCUGGUUUCCAUGUGUUGCUAAGAUUCAAAAGCUUUACCCUGAAAUUUUAUUUUCAUUUGCCAUUGAGAAAGAGGGCACCUCUUUUGCUAGGAAGUGCCAUCCUGGCCUCACAAACAGCAAAGCAAUUUUAAAGAGGAGAGAUGUUUACCCAGAGCCACAUCCCAAGGCUUGGUAUGAGGCAUUCCUGGGGCCGUGAUUUCAGGUCUGGAGAAUCUUAUCCCAGCCUUGU